This is a messenger RNA of Caenorhabditis elegans, 1044 nucleotides long. RefSeq lists its product as uncharacterized. The transcript is spliced from 8 exons. The coding region runs from base 6 to 956 and encodes 316 amino acids. Lineage: Eukaryota; Metazoa; Nematoda; Chromadorea; Rhabditida; Rhabditidae. The record is from RefSeq and is marked reviewed.
AGAAAAUGUUGCAACCCAAUUUUCGUCGGUUUGAACCUUCUUACAGCUGGAAGUCUCGGGAAAAAUCUACUGAAAAUCGGGGAUUUCUAUCACGGAUGUGUGGAAUUAAACAGAAAAUGAAUAAAUACAACUGUCGUGGGAAAUAUCAAGAGACCAAUGACCAGAAUUUAAUGCAAGAUUCAGGAUAUUCACUGAAAAUUAUAAGCUCUGGUGAUGAACAGAUUACAAUUGUAUAUACAAGUCGACUAGGAAAAAUGAAAGAUCUCCAAGUUCCGGAGAUUGAAAUUUCAGGAGUUCUUUUGGAAAGAUUGGAAGCUUGUAAUUAUAGGCUUGACGAGCUUUUUAUAGACUUGAAAGCAAGCAAAUGUAUUUGUAGUUCGAAUGAGCUUUUGAACAUUCCAAAAAUCAUCGUUAGAAGGCUUUUUCUAAAAAUGGAAUCUCUGGAAAUGUUGGAGUGGUGGAUUGAAAGAGUUGAUCCGAACUCUCUAAAUGAGCUGUGUAUUGCUCCUCAUGGAGAAUAUCCACUUGAUAUUCCGUCCAAGAUAUUUGAUCUUCCACAUUUCCAAAAUUGCAAAACACUGAGUAUUAUGGAGCACUGUUCUUUCUCAACCGACCAAUUUCUAGCAUUGUGUAUUGCAAUUCCAAAUUUUUCUUUUUAUUCGGACAGAAUUGAUGAAAAUAUAGUUGCUCAUGCGAUAAAGAAACGUCUCAGCUUAAAUGAUCAAUUUGUUGUCCUAGAAUGGUUUUUCACUAAACACGUGAAUGUUGAAAAAGUCACAGGAGAUUUGAAGUGUACGAAUUAUGAUAGAAAAGAGCGCUUUGAUGUCAAAACUGAGUGCUUCGAGCCAGUUGAUGUAUACAGUGUUCCAGAUGAGAAUAACAAGAAAACGUCCUUGCUGGUUUUGAAAGAUUCAACUGACAAUUUCAAACCGUAUAACAUUGUUGCGUUUUCAUAAUUUUAUGUUUUGAGAUGCCGUCUUGGAAAUAUAGUGUUUUUGAAGCUAAAUAUCCUAUCUCAUGUAUUAAAUAAAAUUGUUAUAGUAU